Schizophyllum commune H4-8 is the source of this 930-nucleotide messenger RNA. RefSeq lists its product as uncharacterized. The record is from RefSeq and is a predicted model, not a curated record. Lineage: Eukaryota; Fungi; Basidiomycota; Agaricomycetes; Agaricales; Schizophyllaceae. Bases 1 to 930 code for a protein of 309 amino acids. The transcript is spliced from 3 exons.
AUGCGCCCAACGAGCAGCACCCAGCGCCAGAUGCCUACGGCUUCCUCGUUGUCGGCACAGGCGCGCGCAUCCCCCUCCUCCGUCUCGACCAGCCCCGCGCCAGACUCCCCGGAGCCGCUCGCCACCGUGUCCACCGCCUUCCCGCCCACCACAGACCGAGAUCCCCCGCCCGACACCGUCCUCGUCUCGUCCGACGAUGUCCAAUUCUACGUCGCCGCCAGCACCCUCCUCCCCGCCCUCACCAACCUCCUCCCCGCCUCGGGCGCUCCGAUCGCCGGCCUCCCCUCCACACGCGCGCCCGACGCAGCCGAGACGCUCAACAUCAUCCUUCACGUCGCGCAGGGCCGGUCGCCCGCUGCCUUCUCGCCCUCCGCGUCCGUGCUCGCGGGUGCGGCAGACCGGCUGCCCGCCUACGGGCUCGACGCGCGCGCAGCGCUCGCCCCAGGCCAGCCGCUCUACACAUUGCUCGCCGCGCAGGCACCCCUCGCGCCCAUGAUCGUAUACGUCGCCGCCGCACGCGCGGACGCGUACGCGCUCGCCGCCACCGCGUCAUCCUACCUCCUCUCCUACCCGCUCUACACCGUCACGGACGACCUGGCGGAGGAGAUGGGCGCCGUCUACCUCGGGCGGCUGUUCAUGCUGCACCGGCGGCGCCUGGAUGCGCUCAAAGGGUACCUCGGCCAGCCGCCGGAGCAGCACCCCGAGACGCCGACGUGUGGGUUCGCGGAGCAGGCGGCGCUGACGAAGAACUGGUUGUAUACCACAGCGUGCAUUAUGAUCGAGGCGCAACCCGACACGCCGGCAAGCGCAAUCGAGACGACAUUGUACUCACUCAUGCCCCAAUUAAAAUGCAAUCUGUGCAAAGCAGCGCUCAAAGCUCGUAUCGAGCGGCUGGCCGUCGAGUGGUCUUUGCUAGGGAGGACAAUCUGA